AUGGGUCAUGAGACAGCCACCAACAACUACAAUGGACAUCUGUACACCCACUUGCAGCUGGUUCUAAAGGGUGAAAAACUACCCCGGAAGCAACUCGUGGUCAAGCAAACCUUAGUUAGCUCACCAACCAUUCUAGAUAUAUACCGUGAUGUCAAAGUGAGAAGAAAUAAACCAUUCAAGGGCCUGUCAAGCAAAUUGUUGAAUGAUGCUGAAUAUCAAUACCUAAAUCCACCAGAUGAGGAUUCUCAAAUGGAUGUGUUUGAUGAGGAUGACGACAUUUUGAGCGAAUUGAAUGCUACAGUUCUGGAGCCUCAAGUACCAGGGGUGGAGGAUCCCGAUUUUGAACUCACUCAAAUACUUAUAAAACACCAUUCUGUUUCGAUCAAUGGAAUUGAUUUUAGAUUUAAGUCUGCGGUGAGAUCAUGCUGCAUAAUAAGAGCCAGUCUAGCCCAAGAGGAGGAUCAUCUCCUCGUGUCAUUGAAAUCAGGGUUUCUACUAUUGCUAAGAAUUUUUCUAGUCCCCCGACAGACUACUGAAGAAGAUUAUGGAUACGAACCACUUCCAGAGGAAAAGGGCCUUAUUUUUAAACCUUUUAUUGUACAGUGGUGGAAGUUGCAACAAAGACACAAUUACCCCGAGCUCAAUACAAGCGGAUAUGUCCUCAAGUCAUCACCAUCAGGUCUUUCCGCUGUUUCAUUCUCCUCCUCACAGUCAUUUCGCAUUUACAAAACUUUAGAACAAUCAAAUACAGGAACAGUCCUACAAAGCCAUUUGAAUGUUCCAUUGAAUGGGAGUCUAAUAGAUUCUUGCUUCCUUGAUUCAAAAUCGGCAAUGCAAUCCGAAAUACUUUUGACCUUGAUUUUUACUGAGCACAGAAGACUAUACAUUAAUCUACUCUCCUGGUCCAGCUUUUAUUCCAACGAUAACCAUAUUUCCAAGUCCACCCUUCCAUUGGAAAAUACGUUUGAGAUACCCAUUUUCAUUGCUCCGUUGCUGCACAGCUCUGCAUUCCUAUUCGUCACACCCAACAAACUAACCGUUUUAUCAGUGCAUGAUAUCAUAUCGGGCCACCAUGAGUUCCAAAAGAUCGAUUUUGGCGCAGCUUGUUUCCCUACCAAUUUUUAUAUUCCAAGAUCACGCAUCAGGAGUAUGGGCGAUGAUGAGGUUGACGAAAUACUUUUCUCGUCAGAUAUAGGGGUCAUAUAUUCUGUUUUGAUUGCCAAAAAUGGGAUUAAGUCAAUAUCACCGAUUGCUAGAGUUUCCGACAGUAUAAGCACAUUCACAUUUGAGAGUACAUUUGAAGGAUACGAAUUGGUGUAUGCAAGUUCGGGAGGAUCAAACAAGAGCGUUCUACUAGAUAAGCUUUAUGAUGCAGAAUACAUAUAUGACAUUGAAGAUAUCACGAAGUUACCAUACUCCAGGGCCAUGUAUUUGGAAAACUUAAAUAACUGGGCCCCUGUGGUAGAUUUCCAGAUUGUUCCCUCAUCAUUGCCCGAUGAACUUGCAACCUUGAGGAAAGAUGAGCUAUGGGCUAUUACUGGGUCAGCAUCGAAAACCAAACUCUCGCACAUCAAAGAUGGAUAUUUCGGUGCAAAACAGAAUGACAGCUACCCUGAGCUAAGAAAAGUUUUACGCUCAUGGCUUUUGUCGUUCCAAUCUAAAUUGUAUUUGGUAUGCGCUUUCCCAUUUGAGACUAAAUUGCUUGAAUUCGAAGGACUGCAAGAUGAAGACCUUUUUGAGGUGGAAGAUUCUGGAAUUUUUAAAGAGGAGGAAACCAUCUUUUGUGGAGUUGUUCAUUUCCCAUCCUUCAUUGUCAAUGGCGUUGAUUUCGUGAUACAGGUUACUACAAGUUCGGUGCUAGUGACGGACUUGGGGUCAAAGUGCUCCUGCAUUGAAGACUUGUGCAUAAUUUUUGCAGAGAUGAUUGACAAUCAUCUUUUCUUGAUAAUUGAGAGGGAAGGAAACAUUUUACUUCACAAGUAUGCGAUUGAACCGAAAACAGCAGCCGGAGAUUUAUCUCCAGUCAUCGAUGUUUGUGUUGUGUCUGAGACGCCCAUAGAUUUCCAACCGUCAAUGAUGAAGAGAUGCAACUUUCGAGGUGGUGAGGUACUCGCCAUUGGAGCUUAUGAAGGAUUUGUCAAUUUUUAUCCCACAGAUAAGCCGAUAGUUUCAAUAAUGGAUGAAAUUGGAAGAAUACCUUGUGCUACCAAUGGCAUUCCCCGCGAUUUGGUAUCCACAAAGAGUCAUAUCUACGUUGGUAGUUCCGAAGGGUAUUUGGUUCUGUUCACGCAGGAGAACUUAUCUUGCGAAGAAAAUUUCAAAAUAGGCGAUUACGAAGUCAAACUUUAUCUCAGCGAGGACAAUGAUUUUGUUUACAUUCAAUGCCGAGAUUUAUUCAUGUUGGACUUGAAAGUGAAAUCAUACCCAAAGCCAGUUCAAUUCAAUGAUCUGAGUCCAAAAGCAGUGAAUGCAUUGAUUGAACUUCCCGCAAAUCCACAUUAUCUAGCUCACAAACGAUUGGGUCUUUUUCGAAGCAACGGUUUUGUAACUGCUCACGUCACAACAUACACACAGCCAGUCAUCAAGCAAGUACGUAUACCGGAUGAAACAAAGAGACUUUUAUUCCUAUCGCACAUUUCAACAUUUCUUUUGUUGGGGAACUCACGCAAGAGUAAACUAAAGUUUGUAGACCAUCAAACUUACAGAGUAUUGGACCACUCUGAAGCUAGCUCGAAGCGGUCCAUGGGAGAACAAAUUUUAAACAAGGAGGAAGUUGGUCUUUGCGCUUGUGUUUGGUCAAUUCAAAGGCGAGACAAUACUACACACAAGGUGCUUCUAGGGUGUUCCAACACCAAGAAUGAGAAAGUUUCUGGCCUGGUGAAAGUUUUGAAUAUAAAAAAGUUGAAAUCAAAUGGAAACUUGUCUAUUAGCGUUUUAGAAUUGUCUUCGUUUGAUCACUCUGGACCAGUGACCCAAAUACAACAAGUUGAUGAUAGAAUCAUUUUCUGUGAUGACAGGGCAAUCUAUUACACGUCGUACGAUGAAACUGAAAAGCGAUUUACACCAGUUGAAACAUUUACAAAACUUCCAAGUGAAAUCACGUCAUUUACUGUUUCGGAAAUGAAAAUUUUGGUUUCCACUAAAGAUGAUUCCGUUUUUCAAUUUGAUUCUUCACUGCUGACCAAUGUCAUUGCUUGUCACCCCAAAUCGAUAGCAAUGAUAAAUCAGGUGAAUUAUGAAGACAAGGUUAUGGUUAGCACUAAAAACUCACAAGUUAUUAUAAUGGAUAGCAACAACUCCACAUUGUAUCCAAUGAAGGGGACGAAAAUACACUUUUCAGGUGUUGUGAGACUUACUACUGCCAGUUUAAAUAAUUCUUGGUUCGAAAAUAAAAGUGUCGGCGAAAUUGUUCUUGGGAUGACGGUUAGUGGCGAAGUCUUUUUACUUCGACUUGUGGAUGAACACGGCAACGAGAUUGAAAAUCUUAUUGCCAAUUUCAACAAAAACUCAGCCUUCGAAUUGUCUUUAGUGGACUACUUGAACAAGUUGAAUCGUCCAUUCAUAGGGAAAUUGAGUGGAACCGGAUUGUUAUCACUCAACAAGCCGUAUUUUGAUUAUCCUGGGAAUAGGCAUGACCCCGAAUCAAAGUUACCCGAGGUUUUGGACUCCAAUCUCGAUGAAGUGGCGACGAAUAUGACUCAAUUUAAUUUCUGA
This is a messenger RNA of Lodderomyces theae, 3714 nucleotides long. RefSeq lists its product as uncharacterized. Bases 1 to 3714 code for a protein of 1237 amino acids. Gene Ontology annotation, molecular function: protein binding. Lineage: Eukaryota; Fungi; Ascomycota; Pichiomycetes; Serinales; Debaryomycetaceae. The record is from RefSeq and is a predicted model, not a curated record. The transcript has a single exon.